This is a messenger RNA of Nicrophorus vespilloides, 1534 nucleotides long. Its product is annotated as 2-acylglycerol O-acyltransferase 1-like. Gene Ontology annotation, cellular component: endoplasmic reticulum membrane. Gene Ontology annotation, molecular function: diacylglycerol O-acyltransferase activity. The transcript is spliced from 3 exons. The coding region runs from base 311 to 1342 and encodes 343 amino acids. NCBI's taxonomy places the organism in Eukaryota, Metazoa, Arthropoda, Insecta, Coleoptera, Silphidae. Gene Ontology annotation, biological process: triglyceride biosynthetic process. The record is from RefSeq and is a predicted model, not a curated record.
UGGAACGGUGUCCGAGCUCGAGUGGGGCCAAUGGUAUUUAAUUUUAAAACGUUUUCUCCCGCACGCGUUUCACUGCCCGUUGGUUGACUCAACAACGCAACACAACAUUCUCGCAUUCGGAGACGCACAAAAAUAUAAAUCUGUUAUUAUUGUUCGGGCCAUCCGUUAAUGAAGACGACGCUACUCUGCUUCAUUCGAGAAGGAAAUAUGUGAUUCUGGUCGAUUCCGCGCAUCACACCACAAGAAAAAACCACGUGUCAGUCGAAUCUCACGUUAUAUGGUGGCAUAACAAAGCAUUUGCUGAAGAAUAAUGAAGUGCCUGGGAGUGGAAUUUGCUCCGCUGAACAUUCCGUUCAGACGGAGACUGCAGACUCUAGCAGCAGGUUUCUGGUUCAUAACUAUGGUACUUGGAGGAUUCGCCGGCUCCAUUUUAGCCGUGUACUUGGUGCUCUUCACCCAAUACUGGUGGUUGACUCUUCUGUACCUCUUCUGGGCUUUGGUUAUGGACAGACACACGUCCGAGCGUAGCGGCAGAAGAAACGAGUGGAUGCGCAGCUGGAGCUGGUGGAAAUAUACCAGAGAGUACUUCCCCACUAGCUUGGAACGCGUCCCCUGGAUGACCUUAGACAAGAAAAAGAAUUACCUCUUCUGCUGCUAUCCGCACGGGAUGCUGUGCACCGGGCCUUUUAUGGCCUUCGGUACGAACUACGGAGGUUUCGAUCAGUUCUUCCCCAACCACAAGACACACAUCAUCACCUUGGAUCAGCACUUCAGCAUGCCGUUCUUCAGGGAGCUGGCGCUCGGCCUGGGCGGCUGCAAGGCCACCGCAAAAUCCAUUUCUCACAUCCUGAACAAGGAGGAAGGUGGUAAUGUUGCGAUACUUAUGGUCGGCGGAGCUACCGAAGCGUUCUACUGCAAACCCGGCGUGUACAAGAUCAUCUACGACAAAAGGAAAGGCUUCAUCAAGAUCGCAAUAAGGACCGGAGCGCCUUUGGUGCCGGUGAUAUCGUUCGGCGAGACGGAUCUGUUCGAUCAGCUCGAGAACCCCGAAGGAUCCUUGCUGAGAUCCGUGCAGGAAUGGCUGAAGAAGUACAUCGGUCUGGCGCCGGCGAUUCCCGUCGGUCGCGGAUUCUUUCAGUACACGUUCGGAAUGAUUCCGAAACGGAAACCGGUCCACACAAUUGUUGGUCAACCGAUGGAAGUCGAGAAGAACGCCAACCCAACGCAAGAGCAAAUCGAUACUCUGCACGAGAAAUUCAAGCAGCAUUUGAUUAAUCUGUUCGAGGAACAGAAAUAUAACUACGUCCAAAAUCCCGAGCAGACGAAGCUCGAGUUUAUUUGAAGUGCUCGGCGACUUGCAGUUUGCUGUAUUUAUUCAUGAUCACAGUGAUACAUAAUUAAUUAGGGAAGGAGAUCAUACGUAAGACUAUUUAAGAAAGUUAAGGCUCAAUAUCGUUUUUAAUCUGUUAAGGAAGCUAAAUCGUAGCUUUCUCGUUUGUUUAUAUAAGAAAAUAUAUAUGUUACUUAAACCGUU